AUGCUCGCGUUCAAGUCUUCAGUCCGACCGGCUGGAUCAUCGUUCCGUCGAGUGAUCACAGCAGUACGGAGGCUUCACAUUCAUGAACACCAAGCAAACGAUCUUUUGAGACACCAUGCGAUUAGAAUUCCUGCAGGCGGGAUUGCCCGCACGCCGGCGGAGGCUCGCGCCGUUGCGGAACAGCUUGAGAAGAGUGGGAAGACGGCGUAUAUGGUAAAGGCACAGGUGUUGGCCAAUCAGAGGCAGACGGGGACAUUCGAGAAUGGUGUAAAGGGUGGAGUCAGGGCAGCAAGCAGUGCCGAGGAUGUUGAGCGUGCCGCCCGGGACAUGCUCGGACACCGUCUCACUACGCCAGCACCCACCACCAACCCAGCUGGACUCCCCACAGCAUCCGUGCUUGUGACAGAGAAGCUCGAUGGCCGUCAGCUUUACCUCGCCAUCACAUGUGAUCGCAAAACCUGCGCACCCAUCGUCGUCUGCUCCCGCCGCGGCGGCAUUGAACUGGAGAACCUCGACCCAGAAAGCAUCCAUCGCAUUCAAAUCAAAUACUCCAAAGGAAUCACCGACUACGUCGCUGCUAGCGUCGCCAGUGCCCUUGGUUUGGGUAUCGACCAAAUGAAGAACACCCUCGAAAAACUCUGGACAAUCUUCAAAGAGAAGGAGGCACUCAUGUUGGAGAUCAACCCUUUGAUCGAGACAACUGAGGGCAAGGUGGUUUGUGCUAGUCCGAAGUUUUCAUUCGACAAUGCUGCGAGGAGUAGACAGCCUGAGUUAUUUGGGGCCGCGUCUAAACACGACGGGUCGACUGGAUUGAGGGAUGUUUCGCAGGAGGUUGCGGAGGAGGUGAAAGCGGAGGAGGCUGAUCUGGUAUACAUCAAGAUGUUUGAGGGGAAUGUUGGUACGCUCGUUAACGGAGCCGGCUUGGCAAUGUCGACCCUCGAUACCAUCGCUCACUAUGGUGGAGCUUCGGCCAACUUCUUAGAUGCCGGAGGUCGAGCAACCUCAGAAACCAUCAAACAGGCUCUGACGCUUAUCCUCUCCGACAAGAGAGUCAAAUCAGUCCUCGUUAACAUCUAUGGUGGUCUCACACGAGGAGACAUGAUUGCUAACGGUAUCAUCCUGGCUGCGAAGAGUCUUGAUAUCCACGUACCCGUAGUGGUCCGGAUUCAGGGAACGAAUUCUAAGGAGGGACAGCAAAUUAUCAGGGAAAGCGGAUUGGGAUUGAUCAGUUGUGACGGGAUGGAGGAGGCAGCGAGGAAAGCGAUCGAGUUGGCGAAUGCUGAGGCCUAG
Saitoella complicata NRRL Y-17804 is the source of this 1290-nucleotide messenger RNA. RefSeq lists its product as uncharacterized. The record is from RefSeq and is a predicted model, not a curated record. The transcript has 4 exons. The coding region runs from base 1 to 1290 and encodes 429 amino acids. Lineage: Eukaryota; Fungi; Ascomycota; Saitoellomycetes; Saitoellales; Saitoellaceae. Gene Ontology annotation, cellular component: mitochondrion; succinate-CoA ligase complex. Gene Ontology annotation, biological process: succinyl-CoA metabolic process; tricarboxylic acid cycle. Gene Ontology annotation, molecular function: ATP binding; succinate-CoA ligase (ADP-forming) activity.